GGCCCGUCUGGGAAACGGCUAUUCCAGUGAGACUUUGGGUGAGCGCCUCAACCUCUCUGCCGUUGCCCAGUGUGACCGAGACCAGAGGUGAGGCCCCCCACCCAGGGGAGAGGAAGGCCAGAGGUGCUGGAGAUGAGGGGAUGCUCCAGGCAGAGGCACAGUCCCUCACCCCACAGCAACCAGUGAGCACAUACCCCAGCAGGCUGCGCUUGGGGCUGGGGCACAGAUGGGCACAGUGCUGUCCUGUGGAACCUACGGUCCAGGGAGGGAGCUCGUGGGGCUGAUGUACAGACUGGGUAGGGAAGUGGUUGAGGAUGAAGAAGAAAUACAUUAAAUGCCAGGAAUUCUCAAUGGCCAUGUCCAUCCAGCCCAAGGUUCUUCCCCAAGCUCCACAGGAGUUCUGGACCAUGUGAAAUCCAAAGUUAACCAACGUGGAAAUCUCGGCAUUUCCCCAAGUCCAGCUCUUCCUCUACUUCUGGAAUCUAUUCUCCACGCAGCUGCAGUGAUCUUUUAACAACCUGAACUCGGGUCUAUCACUUCUAUUGACACCCCCUGCACUUCCCACUACAUUCAGACCAUCACUGGGACAUCACUGGGACGGCCUGAGCUGGCCAGAUCCCUCACUGCUUUCCUGCUCCCUACCGCCCACGGAUUUAUAGCAUCAGUGUUCCCUCCUUCGGAAAGCCUUCCCGCCAGCAGGAAGCAGGCGCCUGCUAUCAUUCCACAUCCCAGCCAGGGGAGGGAAAGGGCAAGACCCUGCAGGAAUGGCCAGCUAAGGAAAGGGAACGACCGGAUCAGAUCAGAGCUCUAAAAAAGAUGGGGAACGUUAUAAAGUGGAGGGGAGAAGCGGCCUCCUUCCACUUAGGACAGUGGUCCAAGCCAGAGCGGAAAGGCAGGGGAGUAGGAUGAAUGGGACAGAAAGUGAAAUGACCAGAGCAGAGUCUCAAAGCGCGUGCCCUCAACCAGGUGCAAGUCCUGCAAGCCCCCGAGGGAAGGAAAGGGGGCAGCUAUCAGGGCACACCCCACCCCAAACCGCCUAACAGGAAUUUCUGCGGUGGUUUCCAGGAAGGAAGCAGCCACCCUCGCCAUGGCCUCCCCGCCCGCCUGCCCCUCGGAGGAGGACGAGAGCCUGAAGGGCUGUGAGCUGUACGUGCAGCUGCACGGGAUCCAGCAGGUCCUCAAAGACUGUAUCGUCCACCUCUGCAUCUCCAAGCCCGAACGCCCCAUGAAGUUCCUCCGGGAGCACUUCGAGAAGCUGGAGAAGGAAGAAAACAGGCAGAUUUUGGCGCGGCAAAAGUCAAACUCACAGUCGGACUCCCAUGAUGAGGAGGUGUCGCCCACCCCCCCGAACCCUGUGGUGAAGGCCCGCCGCCGGCGAGGAGGCGUGAGUGCCGAGGUGUACACCGAGGAGGACGCCGUGUCCUACGUCAGGAAGGUGAUUCCCAAGGACUACAAAACCAUGACUGCGCUGGCCAAGGCCAUCUCCAAGAACGUGCUCUUCGCUCACCUGGAUGACAACGAGAGGAGUGACAUAUUCGAUGCCAUGUUCCCUGUCACUCACAUCGCUGGGGAGACUGUUAUACAGCAAGGGAAUGAAGGAGACAACUUCUAUGUCGUUGAUCAAGGGGAAGUGGAUGUGUACGUGAACGGAGAGUGGGUGACCAACAUCAGCGAGGGAGGCAGCUUCGGGGAGCUGGCGCUCAUCUACGGCACCCCCAGGGCUGCGACCGUGAAAGCCAAGACGGACCUCAAGCUCUGGGGGAUCGACCGGGACAGCUACCGGCGCAUCCUUAUGGGCAGCACGCUGAGGAAACGCAAGAUGUACGAGGAGUUCCUCAGCAAGGUCUCCAUCCUAGAGUCCCUGGAGAAGUGGGAGCGUCUGACCGUGGCGGAUGCGCUGGAGCCCGUCCAGUUUGAAGAUGGAGAGAAAAUUGUGGUCCAGGGAGAGCCUGGGGACGACUUUUACAUCAUCACGGAGGGCACCGCGUCCGUGCUGCAGCGCCGGUCCCCCAAUGAGGAGUACGUGGAGGUGGGGCGCCUGGGACCCUCUGACUACUUCGGGGAGAUUGCACUGCUGCUGAACCGGCCCCGGGCGGCCACUGUCGUGGCCCGGGGGCCCCUCAAGUGUGUGAAGCUGGACCGGCCCCGCUUCGAGCGUGUGCUGGGGCCCUGCUCUGAGAUCCUCAAGAGGAACAUUCAGCGUUACAACAGCUUCAUCUCCCUCACCGUCUGAGCACAGCUCCCGCCCUGCAGCCCCAGCUCCCCAGUGUGGUGGCCGUGCCCUGCUCGUCUGUGUCGGGGGCCCGGGAGCCGCUGUGUGAGGUGUGGGCCGGGUGGGGCUGGGUCCCGGCAGCGUGAGGACUGCCCCUUCCCCGGACUCACUUUUUGGAAUAAAUGAUCACCUUGUGCAUUUCCAAAUCAAAGGACAAGCGGACAAAAUGCAUCCCAAGAUCAAGGAAGGGACAGGCCAGCUUCCUCCCCACACGCCUCCCCGGCUGCCUCUGUGGGCUUCUCCUGGGGGGCCCACCCCACCCCUGCCAGUCUCCUGGAGAUGCUUGAGGAUCGGUCCUCCCCAGAACCAGGCCAGGACGUUGCCCCUGGGGCCUGGUGACCCUGUGAGGUCAGGUCCCCCAGAUUGAGGUCUGAGUGUGGGCAAGUGUGUCAAAAGGGGCUGCCCCCCAGGGGAGAUGAGGCUGAGAGCAGGGAGUUGAGGCCGAAGAAGUCAAGGCCCCUCCCGCAAAUGUGUACCCCUGCCCGCGCCACUGCACCCCGCCGCACCCCCACCUCCCCCGGGGGCCCUGCUGCGGAUGCCGGAGUGGGAGAGUCUCUGAGCUGUGAGAUUGAUCUUGCCCCUAAUUGGAGAGGAAGCCGGGCGCCAAGACACACGGGGCUCCUGCCUUGGGAGCCAGGGCCGCGGCCGCAGGUAGACCCCAGUAGGGGGGGCCGGGCUCGAAGUUCCUUUGGGAGGGGCUGGCGGGACUCCAGCAGGCCGUCCUCACCUUUCUUAGAAAGUCCACCCAGGGCAAGUUGAUGUUGGGGGAAAGCAGAAGUCAAGCCAGCCGCGGGCCCCACACGCCCCGACCCGCUCAACCGACUUGUCCCUUAAAUGUGUCUUGGAUCCCGCAGUGAUGACGUGAGCCAGCCAGGCCCGAAAGGGUGAGGCCAGUGCAGAGAAGCUUCCCAGGGGAUUCCUGGGUUCCCCCGAAAGACAAGCGAGGUCAUUGCAGUUCACCUGAUGUUGCUCCUGUCCCGUGCGUCCCGGGGAGGCUGUCCUUGGUCCGAGGCUGCUCGUUGCAGCCCCUCCCCUGCUGGCGGUUACGAUGCGUGGGGUCCCCCUCCCCACCCAGCCCCGGCCACGUCGCCGUGUCCCGCCUGUGCCUGUGACGUCCCUGUGGACCUGUGAGCCAUCCCCCCCCUUAUCUCUGCUCUGAAUACUGCAUGAAGCAUUAAACGUGCAAUGAAGUAC
Molecule: messenger RNA, 3466 nt
Organism: Homo sapiens (human)
Lineage: Eukaryota; Metazoa; Chordata; Mammalia; Primates; Hominidae
Gene: PRKAR1B
Product: protein kinase cAMP-dependent type I regulatory subunit beta
Exons: 11
Coding region: 1088-2233 (381 amino acids)
Biological process (GO): positive regulation of long-term synaptic potentiation; negative regulation of cAMP/PKA signal transduction; positive regulation of fear response
Cellular component (GO): cAMP-dependent protein kinase complex; postsynapse; plasma membrane
Molecular function (GO): protein kinase A catalytic subunit binding; cAMP binding; cAMP-dependent protein kinase inhibitor activity
Source: RefSeq, a predicted model, not a curated record